This is a messenger RNA of Exophiala oligosperma, 2950 nucleotides long. RefSeq lists its product as uncharacterized. The record is from RefSeq and is a predicted model, not a curated record. NCBI's taxonomy places the organism in Eukaryota, Fungi, Ascomycota, Eurotiomycetes, Chaetothyriales, Herpotrichiellaceae. Bases 365 to 2563 code for a protein of 732 amino acids. Gene Ontology annotation, biological process: proteolysis. The transcript is spliced from 2 exons. Gene Ontology annotation, molecular function: serine-type endopeptidase activity.
CAGGAGGCUUCAACAAUAUGCCUCAAAUCGUCAUCGAAAUAUAGCACUCAUUUCAAUGGCACAACGGAUGAAGGGCGACCAUCGUGGCGCGGGGUUUCCGUGCUCCCGGCUUUGGCCAGACAGAAUCAGGUCUAGCCUCAUCCUCGCAUUCUCUGCGCCCCGCGUCGAUUUGUUGAGGACAACGAAGCUCGAUCAGGCGGGAGGCGAAACUUGAGGCAAAGCUUCACCGCAUCUCCGCCGACUCUUCCUCAGAACCAUCACUCAUAUCCAUCGCGUUCGAUUCAUGCUACAAAGUCACUGUAGUUGCCAUACUUGAUCUCGAAAGUGCUGUGGUCCGUGUUCUACGACGCGACCAGCCACAGCUAUGACGGUCAGGAAGCUGUACACUCCGGAGGUUCUCUUGAGCGCUCCCAGGAGAUCCGCAGCUGUCCCGAGUCCAGACGGGAAGCUGGCCUUGUACACACAAUCGACAUAUUCAUUUGAGAGCCACUCGAGAACAAAUGAAAUAUGUGUCCUAGAUCUCACAACAGCACAAUCUGUCUGCAUCAGCAAGGAUCCCAAAGCCAGCGAACCUCGAUGGACCGGGACUGGCCAUGAAGUUGUCUGGCUUAAGGAAUGCGACAACGGAAACACCUGCUUCGUCAUCACUGAUGCCACUUUGCCCGGAAAGUGCUAUACUGCAGGCACAGUGCCUGGCCCACUUUCUAGUCUCAAGCUAUAUGUCAUCGAACCAGGCAAGGUGGCCGUUGCUGUUGCCGGCAAAGCAAACCCAGAUGGUAGCCUGCACAACCCCAAAGAUGUCCAGAAACCUCGCAGCUCGGCCCGUGUGUAUGAUUCACUCUUCGUCAGGCAUUGGGACACGUAUAUUACCGAACAACGCAACAGCAUUUUCACGGCCUUGUUGCAGAAGUCCCAACCAGUCGUGACAUCACGUCAAGGUCGAUACAACGUUCUUGGAUUCAAGAACGCUUUGCAGGGCUCAAAGCUCGAAUCUCCGAUCCCGACCUUUGGCGGCAUCGAUCAUUUCGACAUAGGCCCAACAGGUCUGGUCUUUGUAGCAAAAGAUCCAGAGCUCAACCCUGCUACCCACACGAAAUGCCAGUGUUAUUUCCUUCCCAGAACAGAUUUAAUGGACAUGAGUCCCCCCAAAUUCCGCAGAAUUCGCGUUCCCGGACUGAACGGCGCCGCGACAUCGCCAGUCUUCUCACCGUCUGGCGAAUCUCUCGCAUUUCUCAAGAUGAGUGUUGAUGGAUAUGAAAGUGACAAGAAUCGAAUAGUUUUCGUGCAUGGCCUUUCUGGUGACCACGAAUUUUCGGCCACCGAACUCAUGCACACCUCCGACGGCAAAGGUGGAUGGGACCGCUCACCCUCGUCCCUCAAAUGGAGCGUUGAUGGCAAGACCCUACUUAUGGAAGCCGAAGACAAUGGCUGUGGUUGCCUGUUCGCAUUAGAUGUGGAGCUCCAAGCACCAGGCCCAAGCUGGCGACCUCGCCAAAUCACUCAAUCAGGCUACAUUAUCGAUUUCGCCCCUCUUUCGGCCGAUUCUUCCCUCUAUCUCGUCUCGUCCAACAGUCUCGUCGAUAACAGCACAUACAGCAUUGUUGAUACGUCCGGAGAGCGUGCGACCACAAUCAUAAGCUCCAUCUCGAACGGUGGCGCACGCUUUGGCUUGUCUCCUGACCAGGUCUCGUCGAUCUGGUGGAAGGGUGCCAAUUCUCAUCCAGUACACGCCUGGAUGAUGCGCCCGUCAUUCUUCCGCGCCGACCACAAGUACCCCCUGGCAUAUCUUAUCCAUGGAGGCCCUCAGGGAGCCUGGAAUGACCAGUGGUCUACACGUUGGAACCCUGCCGUGUUCGCGGAGCAAGGAUAUAUCGUCGUCUGUCCGAAUCCUACUGGAUCUACAGGCUACGGCCAAGCCUUCACGGAUGCGAUUCGUAACGAAUGGGGUGGAUUACCUUACGAGGAUCUUGUCAAGGGGUUUGAAUACAUCGAAUCGGAACUCGACUUCGUGGAUACGUCACGUGCUGUAGCUCUGGGCGCAUCGUACGGCGGCUUCAUGAUGAACUGGUUCCAAGGGCAUGACCUCGGUCGGAAGUUCAAAGCGCUGGUGUGUCACGAUGGCGUCUUCAGCAUGACUGGACAGCUGGCCAGCGAAGAACAGUAUUUCCCAAUUCACGACCUGGGCGGUCCUGUGUGGGAACGACAAGAAAUAUACGACAAGUGGGACCCAAGCCGGUUCACGAAGAAUUGGAGCACGCCGAUGCUAGUGAUCCAUAACGAGUUGGACUACCGGCUCACCAUCUCAGAAGGACUGAGUGCCUUCAAUGUGCUCCAAAUGAGAGGCGUUGAGAGUCGGUUCUUGAGUUUCCCCGACGAGAACCACUGGGUGCUGAAGCCGGAGAACAGUCUUGUCUGGCACCUAGUCGUGAUUAAUUGGAUCAAUAAAUUCGCGGGCUUGCCAAAGCUAGUCGAUCGGGAAGGUCGUGAUGGAUCAAUGUCUUCCAAGCAGAGUCAGCCACGGGGCCUUGUGAGGAGAAUUGGUGCAACGCAUCUUCAGCAGUGAUAGCACGCAUGAUUGUAGGAACGCAGCAAGGUGUUGGUGUAAUGGUGGCUGGUUAUGUAGGCUUGACUUGAGCAUCAGGCGAGUUGGAUUUGGAUUUAGCGUAGGCGAGGGAAGGCGUGAGGUCGGUGGAAGAAGUUCGGAAAUCUGGCACUUCUCAAGGAAGCCUGCAUAGUGUGAGAGCGGAACGAAGAUCUCGGCUUUUAUACAUGGAUUAUCUAUGAUACAGAGUCAUCUCUAGACUUGAAAGAACCUUCUCUUUCAGGAGGCUAGUAACUGGCUUCAAACCAGAAAUUACAGUAUUCUCCACUGUGAGGCGCUGGAGCAGUACUCUAUCCGCCUCCCGGAGUCGUGAAUGUGCUCUCAUUGCAUGUUGAUACAACAAGGCUG